Molecule: messenger RNA, 1242 nt
Organism: Striga hermonthica
Lineage: Eukaryota; Viridiplantae; Streptophyta; Magnoliopsida; Lamiales; Orobanchaceae
Source: the annotation of a GenBank genome assembly
AUGAAAAACGAAAAAUUGGCAGCUAAAACAUGGAAAUCAAAACUGAAAUCCCCUCAGCUUGUAAGCCUAGCUCUUCUAACCCUUAUUGCGGUCUCUCUUCACUUGACCCGAAACAACUCGGUCGACCCGCAUGUUCUUAUCCAAAACGAAGACCCAAUUGAAAACCCGCGGGUCGAAAACGGCCCGGUCAAAGGUUGCGACUUAUUUUCGGGCACGUGGGUUUACGACAAUUUGUCGUACCCGUUGUACAAGGAAGGAAAAUGCUCGUUUAUGGAAGACGAUUUCGCGUGCGAGAAGUUUGGUCGAAAGGAUUUGAAAUAUCAAAACUGGAGAUGGAAGCCUCAUGGUUGUGACAUUCCAAGGUUCAAUGGCACUGCACUCUUGGAGAAAAUAAGAGGCAAAAGGCUCGUCUACGUGGGGGACUCCUUGAAUCGGAACCUAUGGAAAUCGAUGCUUUGCCUUGUCGAUUCUUAUCUCCCGGCAACGGCAAAAAGAUCGAUAAUAUUGAGCGGAAACAUGUUCUACUUUCGCUCCAUUGAAUACAAUGCGUCGAUCGAGUUCUAUUGGUCCCCACUUCUCGUCGAGUCCAAUUGCGACGACAUAGUAAAGCACCGUGUUUGGCCUCGUGUGGUCCGUAUUAAGUCGAUCGAAGGUCACGGGAGGAAUUGGAACGAUGCGGAUAUAUUGGUGUUCGACUCGUUCAUGUGGUGGACGGGCCCGCGCGAUAUAACCCUCUUGUGGGGAUCAUUUGGAAGCCCCGAAGCAAUCAAGAAAACCGUGAACAAAAAGCUACUCCCGUACGAAAUCGCGCUUCGCACGUGGUCGAAUUGGGUCGAAAUGCACGUCGAUCGAGAUAAGACCAAGUUGUUCUUCGUGGGUCCCACGGCUUACCGUGAGGGGAGUACAAUGUGGGGAGCGCACCACACGUGUUUCAACCUAAACGAGCCGACUUUCGACGAGGCGUAUUGGCGAAGCCUGAUGAGUCCCGAGAUGGAUCGAAUAAUCGAGUCGACACUGAAGGAGCUGGAAAACAGAGGAGUGAGAGUACAAUAUCUCAACAUAACUCAGCUUUCGUCUUACAGGGGAGACGCUCACCCGUCGACCCAUAGGACAUUUUGGGGAGUCGCGUCUAACGAACAACUGAAAAACAUGAGCAAAUACGCGGAUUGCGUGCAUUGGUGCCUCCCGGGAGUUCCCGAUGUUUGGAAUGAAAUACUUUACGAUUAUAUUAUGAAAUUUUGA